This is a messenger RNA of Coniosporium apollinis CBS 100218, 1740 nucleotides long. RefSeq lists its product as uncharacterized. Gene Ontology annotation, biological process: oligosaccharide catabolic process. The coding region runs from base 1 to 1740 and encodes 579 amino acids. Gene Ontology annotation, molecular function: alpha-amylase activity. Lineage: Eukaryota; Fungi; Ascomycota; Dothideomycetes. The transcript is spliced from 6 exons. The record is from RefSeq and is a predicted model, not a curated record.
AUGGGUUCAAUUCAUGCCCCCGUUCACCGCGCGUGGUGGAAGGAGGCGUCGGUCUACCAGAUCUACCCUGCUUCCUUCAAAGAUUCGAAUGGAGACGGACUCGGUGAUAUUCCCGGCAUCAUCUCCAAACUCGACUAUAUCAAGGCGUUAGGCGUGGACAUGGUCUGGGUCUGCCCCAUCUAUAAAUCACCGCAAGUCGACAUGGGCUACGACAUCUCCGAUUACGAAGACAUCCACGCACCUUACGGCACUCUUGCAGACGUCGAGAGGCUCAUUGAAGGUCUACACAGUCGAGGAAUGAAGUUCGUGAUGGACCUAGUGGUCAAUCACACCUCUGAUCAGCACAAAUGGUUUCAGGAGGCCAAGAAAUCUAAAGACAGCGAAUUCAGGGACUUCUACAUCUGGAGAAAGCCAAAAUACGACGCCGCCGGCAAGCGCCAGCCGCCGAACAAUUGGGCAGCAGCCUGGGGAGGCAGUGCGUGGGAGUAUGACGAGGCAUCCGACGAAUAUUACCUCCACAUUUUCGCACCCGAGCAACCCGAUCUGAACUGGGAGCACCCUCCCGUUCGUGAGGCUGUCUAUGCCAUCAUCCGCUUCUGGCUGAACAAAGGGGUGGACGGCUUCCGAAUGGACGUCAUCAACUUCAUCAGCAAAGCCCCCGGUCUCCCCGACGCAGCGGUUCUGCAGCCAGGAAAAGAGUUUCACAGCGGUGCGGAACAUUUCGCCUGCGGUCCAAGGCUACAUGAGUAUCUGCAAGCGAUCGGCAAGAUUCUCAAGGAGUACAAUGCUUUCUCAGUCGGAGAGAUGCCGGCCGUGCACGAUCCGAAACAGAUCAUCAAGGCUGUUGCGUUCGACCGCCAGGAACUCAACAUGAUCUUCCACUUCGAGAUUGUCGACAUGGAUCAUGGGCUUGGCGGAAAGCUCACCCCCAGACCAUGGGAGAUGUCGAAACUGAAGGAGAUUGUCAGCAGAUGGCAAUAUUUCAUGAUUGACAACGACGGGUGGAACGCCCUUUACCUAGAGAAUCACGAUCAGAGCCGAUCAGUCUCCCGGUGGGGCUCCGACUUACCAGAGUUCCGGGUCGCUUGUGCGAAGAUGUUCGCGACGUUCCUCGCUCUCCAGUGCGGAACGGUAUUCGUUUAUCAGGGCCAGGAGCUGGGCAUGACCAACAUUCCGAAGGAUCGAGACGUCAGCGAGUACCGCGAUCUGGAGACCUUGAACUGGUGGAAUGAAAUGCUUGAGAAGCACCCCGAUGACAAGGAGCUCCACCGCAUCACCAAAGAUGAGAUUCAGAAGAAGUCGCGUGACAAUGCCCGAACACCCAUGCAGUGGGAUAACUCCGAACACGCCGGCUUUUCAACCGCAGUGCCAUGGCAACGCGUCAACGACACGUACCCUGAUUGUAACGCCGCGGCACAGGUUGGUGUAAAAGGCAGCGUUUUCGAGUACUGGGCCAACGUUCUUCGGUUCCGCAAGACUCACAAAGACAUCUUCAUCUAUGGUGAUUACCAACUCAUCGACCCCGAAAACAAUGAUGUAUUCGCCUACACCCGAACCUUUGAAGACCAGACGGCCGUUGUUGCCGCCAAUUUCAGAGCGAACAAUGUCGAAUGGUCCCUUCCGAAUAUCACUUUACAGAAAGAGAAGGUCUUGAUCUCUAAUUACGGGGAUCUGGUCGUGAAGGAUGGUGUGGUGUCGUUGCGGCCUUUCGAGGCCUUCGCUUGCCCGCUUGCUUGGUGA